This is a messenger RNA of Triticum aestivum (bread wheat), 2006 nucleotides long. RefSeq names its product ankyrin-3. NCBI's taxonomy places the organism in Eukaryota, Viridiplantae, Streptophyta, Magnoliopsida, Poales, Poaceae. The transcript is spliced from 12 exons. The coding region runs from base 182 to 1708 and encodes 508 amino acids. Gene Ontology annotation, molecular function: protein binding. The record is from RefSeq and is a predicted model, not a curated record.
UGCUCUCCCGAACCUGGAAGGAAGCCCAAACGAAAAGUUUCCGCGACGUGCGCCGCGCAGGGUGGGUGGCCACGGGAUAAAGUAGGCCGGCUGCGGGCGCGCCGCCCCCGAAGCAUCCGCCUCGAAAACCCAAGCAACCCAAACCCCCACCCACCCGUCGCCGGGGCCUCUAGGGUGCUCCAUGGGGAAAGCGAGGCGCCUCAAGGGCCGCGGCGCCGGCAGUGGAGGCGGAGGCGGCGGCCGCGGCCGCGGGCGUGUGCUGGAGCGCUUCGACGGGUUCGCGCCGGGGAGCUUCCAGAACGUCUCGUCGGGCAUGGCCUACUUCCCCUCCCAGGACCGGGUGGGCUACAUGAUUGCUCCACCCACUAUAUUUGGUGGUGCGGAUGGGGACCGCAGUGAGUUGAAUGACUCUGUGAAGAUGGAGGACAUGGGGCCACUGCAUGAGGCAGCAUGCACGGGGAAAAUUGAGACAUGCCAAUACUUGGUGGAGCAGCUUGGGUUUGACAUCAAUACUGAAGCUAAUGAUGAUUCAGGCAUGACACCUUUGGCUUGUGCGGUGUUGCGCGAUAAAUCAGUUACUGUGGAGUAUUUGCUUGACAAAGGUGCUAAUCCCAAUAAGCAAGAUAACAAAAGAUUUACUCCUCUGCACUACGCUACAAAAGAAGGGAAUAACCGACUGGUACGACUCUUGCUGUCAAAAGGAGCUAGUGUUGAUGUAUUGUCUUCUGAAGGGACACCACUACAUGUCGCUGCCUCUUAUGGGAAGUCUGGCAUCAUACAGAUUUUAUUGCAGCACAAUGCAGAUCCAAACACGGUUUCGGCAGAUUUAGGCACACCCAUGGCUGCAGUUCUUUGUGUUGCUUCUGGAAGAAUUACUGAGUCUGAUGCUUUAAAGUGCAUGAAGCUCCUUGUCAAGGCUGGUGCCGAUUUGAAUUGUGCAAAUCCUGAUACUCCAUUGGUGAUAGCAACUAGCAAAGACUUAUCUGAAUGUGUUGAGUAUUUGCUGGAGGUUGGCGCAGAUGCCAAUAUUCCAAGCAAUCAAGGCCGUAUGAUACCAAUAGAAAUGGCUGCAAACUCUGGAAGAAGAAAGCUUGUUGAGAUUCUGUUUCCUUUCACUUUACCCAUUCAAUCUGUGUCAAACUGGAGUGUUGAAGGAAUCAUUGCCCAUGAAAAGUUAAGACAAUCUAACAAGGGUAAGCAAAGUGAUAAAGACAGCAAUGUUCAGCUGAAAUUAAAUGCAGAAGUAACAACCAAUAAAGAAGACUCUGGUGCACCAAAGAAGCCCUGUGCCAAGGACAAGGGAGGUGAUAAAGAUAAGAAGGCUGAACUGAAAUUACUCGGUGCAAAAGCAGUCGAGCGUAAGGACUACGCUGCUGCAUUAAAAUUCUACAGUGAGGCAAUCAAAGUGGAUCCUGAAGAUGCAACGCUUUAUUCCAACAGGAGCCUUUGCCAUCUAAAGAGCGGCGAGGCGCAUGAUGCUUUGGCUGAUGCCAUUGCAUGUGUAAAUCUGCAGCCUGAUUGGGCGAAGGGUUACUAUCGGAAGGGAGCUGCCCUCAUGUCGCUGAAGGAGUGUAAAGAAGCGUGUGAUGCAUUCCUGGCUGGAGGGAAACUGAAUCCUGCAAGCGUGGAGAUUCACGACGCAUUUUGGGAGGCGAUCGAGGCAAUGAAGAAGCAACAUUCGGACCGACAAAGCGCAGGCCCGGUCUGAUUAGAGCCUUCCCGGGCAAGUUCAUGCAUGGUUCGGUUCGGCGGUGCUCCUCUUGGGCUUCCCCUUUUUGUGUACGUGUGAUGAAGUGGCGUUCUCCCUGCCUUUUGGUUCUAAACACAUGGAGAAGUGGCGUUGAGCCGUGAAUGCUCGGUUCUUUUAAAAUGUGUGUAACAUCCCGUAGCACGUAGGUUUAUAGAUAUCUAAAGUAGUGAUUUAAGCACUCUUAUAUUUCUUCAUGGAGGAAGUACUUGUGAUGGACGAAGCGGUUUUCUCUUUAUCGAUACUCUAGGUUGUAUGA